Messenger RNA from Uncinocarpus reesii 1704, 3858 nucleotides. RefSeq lists its product as uncharacterized. Gene Ontology annotation, molecular function: phospholipid binding; tubulin binding. Lineage: Eukaryota; Fungi; Ascomycota; Eurotiomycetes; Onygenales; Onygenaceae. Gene Ontology annotation, biological process: microtubule cytoskeleton organization; maintenance of protein location in cell cortex; establishment of mitochondrion localization. The transcript is spliced from 2 exons. The record is from RefSeq and is a predicted model, not a curated record. Gene Ontology annotation, cellular component: cell cortex; mitochondrion. The coding region runs from base 1 to 3858 and encodes 1285 amino acids.
AUGGCUACCGAUUGGGAAAAGGAGCGCGGUUAUCUGACACAGGACCCAUCCAGCCCGUCUGAUUCCUUUUACAAAACCCCGCCCGCAUCGAUUUCGCGGCGGUCGCUCCAUCGAAGGGACUCUUCGCCGUGUCCCCCAUCAUCGCCGCCUCUGUUUCCUACGGGCUCUCGCCGCGAUGCGGAAUCACGGAAUCAUGUCCAUCUUGCGAAUGACGAGACCAUCUCGCCGCUGGACCCUCGAAGAUUUACACCCACUUUGCAUGCCUCCCUCGUGUCAGAGAUAUUGUCCUUGCGCCGUGACCUGGAGGGUAAAACAAAGGAAAUUGACACUCUUGAGUCGAGUCUCGAAACUGCAAGGGUAGAAACAGAAUCUCUUCAGGAACUCGUAUCCAGAAAUGCCCAGGAGACUCGGUCGUUGAAGAGACAGUUGCAACUGUUAGAGGGUGGUUCUAACCUGGCGAUGACUGAAUUAGCAAAGGAGAGAGAUGUGGCCUUGGAAAGUACCUCUGACGUUCGGAAGCGGCUCGAGGCAUCGCAGAAAAAGGUCCGGACCCAGGAGGAACAGAUGGAGCAAACCCAGCAGUUAUGGGACCAAGAUAAGCAUAAAUGGGACGAGGAGCGCCGGAAUCUCGAGAGGAAGGUCCACGUGGUCGAAGGGCGGUUGAAGUUAGUUCUCAGCGAAAUCGCGGCUGUAGAAGCUUUUAACGCAACUCACGGUGCGGCCGAAGGAGACACUGAUGGCCAUGGGCGAGAAGGUGCUAUCACUCGCGCCAGCGAUGCUACAAGCAUUAGAUCUAGUAGCCGAAGAAGCACUGCAAGCAUUGGCACCGAAGCAGAUGUACAGCAUUUCCGAUAUUCUGUGAUGAGCCAGGCCAAUGGCCUCGCGCCAAAAGCCGUGGCUCUGAACCUUGCUGAUGAACUUGCAUUCGACGAAGAGGAGGAAGAGCACACAGCCUAUGCUGACGAUGAGCCCCUUCCGGAAGAGAAUUAUACCCCGAAUCAGACCAACCCAUUGGACCUGAAAGCUCGACGGAUCCUGGGCUUGUCUCUUGACGGUCGAGAUGCGCUUGCUCCAAAGUUUUUGGAAGGGAAUUAUGAUAUCGACGAUGAUGCCAAAACGAUCUCGAACCAGGUUAGAUUUGAAUACAGAGACACGGGUAUUCAGUAUACUCCGCCACCAUCCCCGAAGCUUGUUCCUGUCGAAGUUCCCUCCGCCUUCGAGUCCAGUGGCACGCAGACUGUGGAAGUUUCCAUAAUUGCUGUGACCGAAAGUCGCGAAAUAAGUGUGCAAACGACACAGAUCCCUGAAAAAACGGAUAGUAGUACCAUCACAACUCCUGUCAUGAUGGUAUCUUCCUCAUGCCAGACAACGAGCGAACCCGCUGAGAAAGUUGUCAGUGAUGGGAUGCAAAAUGAGAUACCCGUGCAUAACCUACCAGCUACGCCUGAGACCGUUUCCUCUGCCAUGCAAACUGACGAUGUAAAAGUCGAUCAAGUUCCGCCUCCGCGUGUGCAGAUACCCAUUCCAAUGAUCGCUGUCCAUCCUCCGGGAUCAAACCCUCCUUCACCAAGAACCAGUGUAGUGUUACCGCCGCAAACAAAAUCCGCCGCCUCUCAAACCGAUCUGGAUCUGCUCCCGAAUACUCGUUCCGCUGCAAUGCAAACAGAAGAAAUUCGAGUAGAUAAACGGACAUUGAACCUUACAACUGGGCUGUUGCCAUCGGCGAUGCCCGAUACCCCCGAUUCUGAUAUGCUUCCCUACCUCGCUCCACCUCCAAAAUCUCCACGAAGAAAACUUCGUAGUCCUCCUCCAGUUGAAAGCCCUCCAAGAAUCGUCAGGGCAAAACGCGCCGGAACUUAUCAAGCUUAUCCUGGAAACAAUGACAACGGACCGCUCACUGAAGAUGAGCGUUCAGACAUUCGCCGUCCGUUCAGGUCAAGCAGCCUCUUCGCUGGCUUUGGCGAUUUGAGCGAUGAAGAAUUGCCGCGAAAGAAACCAGAGGAGCUAUUCGACGACGACGACUUUUUGAAUCGACCGAUGGCAUCCUACACCUUGAAGUCUGGAAAGCUGGUUUCAAAGAAUAAGUCGUCUAUUUUUGACGACAAUCAUGAAAGGCAGCAUGAUGAGGAAAGUUCUUUCAAUACUGAAACGACCCUUCAUCGUUCUGCUGCCCGGAAUAAAACGAAUGCCAAACGACCAGCAAGAGCUCAAUUGAAACAAAUUUCAACAUUUAAAGAGCCGGAUAUGCGACGUGCAGCAAUGAUCUCUAGUUCUGCUGCUGCACAUCAAUCGUUUCGUCCGCGUAGCCCCAGUGCUCCGAAUUUUAGCGGCCCAAGCACCCAAAAUAACAGUCUGCCUCCGUUCCCUGUACCCGUUCGCUUUAGUUCUCGAAAGCCACGGGGUGGCAGUGAAGGAGCACAGAGCCCUACCCCUUACAGUAAUUCGAACACGUCAGACCGCAUGGGCGAAGGUUUCCUCCGAAAGUCUCGCUCAGCUGCUGUGGUGUCUCGAUUGCAACUCAACGGUCACCAGUCCCCUCCGGCUCUUUCACCUACUUCAAUUGCUCCAGACAGUCCGCAAUAUCCACCCAUGCCUCUUGACGAAAUUACGGUACCCCGUAGUAAUGGGGGCCCGCAGAAACGCAUGAACCGCCAGCCGGCCUCUAGAGCCGUUUCUCAGGCUCACUCAAGAGCGGAUUCGACUGCGACAACCGUGCAGCCGACGAGUGUGGUCGAUGCCAUCGCGCAGACCAUGGUAGGUGGGUGGAUGUGGAAAUAUGUCCGCAGAAGAAAAUCAUUUGGCGUGACGGAGAAGGAUAAUUGGGAUGCUGGCAAGAGCCCAGAAGAAGCUGCUGCUGCCGCCGCGAAUACUGGUGUCAGGCAUAAACGGUGGGUAUGGCUGGCUCCCUAUGAGCGAGCCAUCAUGUGGAGCAGCAAGCAGCCCACCAGCGGCCCGGCUUUGUUGGGCAAGAGUGGCAGGAAAUUGACCAUCCAAUCUGUCCUGGAUGUCAAGGAUGAAAAUCCACUGCCCAAAGGCGCCAGCCCGCAAAACCAGUUCAACCGUUCAAUAUUGAUUCUGACCCCUCAACGAGCGUUGAAAUUCACCGCCUUGACCCUGGAACUCCACUUCAUCUGGCUAACCGCCCUCUCAUUCCUCAGCCAUUCAUCCAUGGCAAUGAACGACCUUGCCGCAUUACCUCCAAUCCCACAGGAAGAAUAUACGCCCCGGCAACCCACCGCCACUCUUCGACGUAACCCAAUCCGUGAUUCGAUCAAGGUAGCCAAGGGCAAAAACCGUUUGAACGGCAAGUCCAAACACCCCUUCAGAUCACAGCCGGCUGCCGUGCCAGAGGUACCACACAUUGAAAGCCACGGCGACGAGCCCGUCGCCGACGCAGCUGACCCUCCAUACGUCCCAAGAUUCGCGUCACAUACCAGAAAAAGAAGCAACACUGCACCACGGCCGGCGCCAGGUACGUUUCGAAGCUUUUCCAACAAUACAACCGCGCCAUCGACGUAUAGUGCCACAACCGCGGGUUCGUCGGAUCUCUAUUCCCCUUCAUCUAUAGAUCCCUCAGGACUCCAUAGCGGCAAGAGCAGCUUUAGUCGUCGGACGUCGGAGGCCAGUGGGCCCAUCAGUGCCGGGAUGGGAAACUUCUUUGAUGCUGUGGGAACAGUGAGAAUGGAGGCGUUUGUGGAUAGGCCUGAAAUCUCUCGCCAGCGAGGCUAUCGAAGUCGGCAUGUUGGUAGAAAGAGGGAUCUCAGCUACUGGCCCCAGAGUCCGGACACGGAUUUCCCUCGCUCCGACGAUGGGAGCGACAUAUUCUUCCGCAAUGAUGACCCUUUUAGAGGAUUUUGA